Messenger RNA from Rhagoletis zephyria (snowberry fruit fly), 964 nucleotides. RefSeq names its product protein ref(2)P-like. NCBI's taxonomy places the organism in Eukaryota, Metazoa, Arthropoda, Insecta, Diptera, Tephritidae. Gene Ontology annotation, molecular function: protein binding. The record is from RefSeq and is a predicted model, not a curated record.
GCCAUUGCACACAGCGUCAUCGUCUGAGAUUUCACAAUAAUUAACAUUUCGUCUCAACAAGUGAAGUUGCAUAUUUAGAGCUUGUUUCGUGACGUUUAAGAAUUAGCUGAAAGAGAGACCGACUAAAAUAUUUUAUAGUGAGUUGCAGAAUUUGAAAAGUGGAACAUUCAAGAAAAUACGCGAAGCUAGCUGCAAGCCAUACAAGAAGUAACGUAAAGUGUUGUAGAACUCAACUGCGCAGUAUAAAAACAUAGGAAGGAACUGAAGAGUAAACAUAAUUUCGAAGUGAAUUGACCAGUAAAGAAGUGUUUUUGAUAACAGCGAUAUUCCGACCAACAAAGUAUCGAAAUCUGUGUCUUUGAAAACCAGUGGAAAUAUAUAACUAACUGAGGACGAUAUCCAACAAUCAAUCCAGUUCCACAUAUUUUCCUUCAUAAAGAGUAUAAAAUAUUUAAAAUGGCACGCCAUAACUUGAUUUCCGAAAAGUGCUUGAAAGUUACUUUUGAGGAUGACAAGCGCAAGUUGCAUACUUAUCUUAAUAUGCCAUCACCAAAUUUUGAGUUGUUGAAGCGAGAGAUCUCUUUAUGCCUCUUCGAAACGCGCAAGCUGCCGCAAUGUGAUGUUAAGAUCACCUGGAUAGAUGCUGACCACGAUGAAAUUGAGAUUGUCAACCAAGUCGAUUACGAGAUAUUCUUGUUAGAAAGUACUGAGAAUCAGCGCAUNCAAAAACAAAUGAAGAAAAUUCCGCAAAUGAAGCGGCUAUGGCAGCUUGUGAAGCAGCAACUAAAGCCGCUGAGGUUGCAACUAAGAUAGCUGCCGAGGUUGCUGGAAAGGCAACUUUAGAAGCCGCAGCUGCUGCAGAGCAAGCUACUGCCCAAGUUUUGAAUGAGUUAUUUACUGCUGAAGCUGCUGCUGCUCCGAAGCAAUCUCAAGAAAAUGCGGGCGAUAAAGAAAAGCAAGCUCC